This is a messenger RNA of Echinops telfairi (small Madagascar hedgehog), 3338 nucleotides long. RefSeq names its product DEP domain containing 1 (gene DEPDC1). The record is from RefSeq and is a predicted model, not a curated record. Bases 22 to 2448 code for a protein of 808 amino acids. Gene Ontology annotation, biological process: intracellular signal transduction. Gene Ontology annotation, cellular component: transcription repressor complex; nucleus. Lineage: Eukaryota; Metazoa; Chordata; Mammalia; Afrosoricida; Tenrecidae. The transcript has 12 exons.
ACUCUGGGUCCGUCGGGCAGAAUGGAGAAUCCGGGUGUGCCUCCCGGACCUUAUCGGGCCACCAAGUUGUGGAAUGACGUUAAGACAUCUUUUCGGGCAGGAAUGCCUCUAAGAAAACAUAGGCAACAUUUUAAAAAGCAUGGUAAUUGUUUCACAGCUUGUGAAGCAGUGGACUGGCUUUAUGACCUACUAAGAAAUAAUAGCAAUUUUGGUCCUGAAGUUACAAGGCAACAGACUAUCCAACUGCUGAGAAAAUUUCUUAAGAAUCAUGUAAUUGAAGAUAUCAAAGGCAGAUGGGGAUCAGAAAACCUUGAUGACAACAAUCAACUAUUCAGAUUUCCGGCAACUUCUCCACUUAAACCUCUUCCAAGAAGGCAUCCAGAACUGAGAAAAAACAGCAUAGAGAACUUGUCCAAAGAUAAUAUUUUCAAAUUACAAAACUUAUCUCGUAGAACUCCUAAAAAGCAUGGAUUACGUUCCUCUCAGGAAAAUACAGAGAAAAUGAUGUAUGAAAUAAUGAAUGAAGAUCAAGAAAACACAGUUGAUAACAGAGAAAUAAGACAAGAAGAUGUAGAAGAAGCUUGGAGAUAUAUUGUACUGAUCUACCUACAAACUAUUUUAGGUGUAUCAUCCCUAGAAGAAGUCAUAAAUCCAAGACAAGUACUUCCUCAAUAUAUAAUGUAUAACAUGACCAAUACAAGUAAACAUGGAGUAGUCAUAUUACAAGACAAAUCAGAUGACCUUCCUCACUGGGUAUUAUCUGCCAUGAAGUGCCUAGCAAAUUGGCCAAGAAGUAAUGAUAUGAAUAACCCAACUUAUAUUGGAUUUGAACGAGAUGUAUUCAGGACAAUUGCAGAUUAUUUUCUCAAUCUCUCUGAACCUCUACUUACCUUUGAAUAUUAUGAAUUAUUUGUGAAUAUCUUGGUUGUUUGUGGCUACAUCACAGUUUCACAUAGACCCCAUGGGAUACCUAAAAUGCAAGAUGAUCCACAGUCUUCACAAGCCCUUCACUCACCUAGUUUGAAUUCCUUCAAAUCAACUGAAUGCCUUCUUCUCAGUCUGCUUCAUAAAGACAAAAACAAGGAUGAAUCCGUUUCUACAGAAAAACUGACAAAAAGUAAUCAAGGAUCUAAAGAAAGAUGUGCUAAGAAAAUGCAACCCAUUAAAUUAAGAAACAGAAGAGCCAGUGCUAAUAACAUAAUGGGAGGAAGCUGUCAUAAUUUAAUAGGCUUGAGUAGUAUGCAUGCUCAGUCUUCUAACAUCAAAUCGAGGUGCUAUUCUUUGGAAGGAAUUGUAGAUGUAUCACAUAGCUCAAGUAAAGAUGUCUCCACUGUCUUCCACCAAUCUGUUGUGCAUUCAGAUGUACAAAACAAUAAACAAUUUAUAGAGCCUCAGCCCUUAUUAAGUCUUCAUUCAAAGGAAAAUUAUCAAAAGCCACUCUCUGUUGGUUAUAAGAGAACCUCUACUUUGACUGUUCAAGACCAAGAAGAGUUAUGUAAUGGGAACUGCAAGCCAAAGCAGCUUUGUAGGUCUCAGAGUUUGCUUUUAAGAAGUAAUACAAGAAAGAGUAGUUGUAUCAAUACACCAGUGGCUGAAAUUACCGUUAGACCAGAUCAUAUCAAUCAAAUUGGACAAGGCAACACAAGUGCACAAACAGCUACGGAAAGUCAACCUGGAGAACCUGCCACAUUCAGUAAAAGACUCUGCAAAAGCACAAUAGAACUUUCAGAAAAUUCUUUUUCUCCACCUUCUAUGUUGGCUGGCACACAAAGUUUGCUGCAGCCUCAUUUAGAGAGGGUUGCCAUCGACGCUCUGCAGUUAUGUUGCUUGUUACUUCCCCCACCAAAUCGUAGAAAGCUUCAACUCUUAAUGCGUAUGAUUUCGCGUAUGAGUCAAAAUGUUGAUAUGCCCAGACUCCAUGAUGCAAUGGGUACAAGAUCACUGAUGGUACGGACAUUUUCUCGUUGUGUGCUAUGCUGUGCAGAAGAAGUAGAUCUUGAUGAGCUUCUUGCUGCAAGAUUAGUUUCCUUCUUAAUGGAUCACCAUCAGGAAAUUCUUCAAGUACCCUCUUACUUACAUACUGCAGUGGAGAAACAUCUUGACUACUUAAGAAGCGGUCAGAUAAAAAUUCCUGGAGAUGGACUGAUUGAUCCUUUGCCAACUUACUCAUACUGUAAGCAAAUAAGUGCUGAAGAGUUUGAUGAACAAAAAAUUUCUACCUCUCAAGCUGCAAUUGCAGAACUUUUAGAGAAUAUUAUUAAAAACAAUAGUUUGCCUCUAAAGGAGAAGAAAAAAAAACUAAAACAGUUUCAGAAGGAAUACCCUUUGAUAUAUCAGAAAAGAUUUCCAACCACUGAGAGCGAAGCAGCACUUUUUGGCGACAAACCUACAAUCAAGCAACCAAUGCUGAUUUUAAGAAAACCAAAGUUUCGUAGUCUAAGAUACUGACUAAAAAAUUAUAUACUUAAGAAAUUUUAAUAAAUGAAGCCAUAUCUGAAAACUUGUAUACUAAAAAGGAUGUCUGUUGUUAAUGAAGUUUUCCUAAAUAGGAUGUCAAGAGAUAUCAAAAUAGCUUUCAUAAAUGCAUUUUCAACGUGAGAUUUCUAACAAAAUACUGAAUCUCAACUAAGAGCAAAGAAGAGAAAAAAGUGAUCCAAAUAUUUUAACCAGAAACAAUCUUUUUAAUAGAACUAUGGAAAAAUUGUGAAGUAUAUAAGGAUUUUAUUUACUUGCAUUUUGAACAUUGACAUGUGUUUAAGAUUCAGCUAUAAUUCUGUUUUUAAAAGAAAACUUAUCUGAUAUGUGAUUAUGCAUAAUUAGCUAAAAUGCUAGUAAGUUCCUUACUUUGUUUCUUAGUGUACUUGAAUGUGAAAAAUAAUUGAAGACAAUUCUCAACUGCUAAACUUGCACUCCUUUGUGUAUUUUUUUUUUCUGGUUUUGGUCUAUUUAGAUAUAUGUGUAUGUGUGUAUUUUUAAACUAUGCAUGUAUGAGUUCCUAAAAGGGGCUUUGAAAGGUUUAUGGAGAAAUGAAAUGAAAAGAUAAUGAAAUUAUUUUCAUGAACUUUUUGAACUCCCCUCAUAUAUAUAUAACAUGCACUCGCGUGCGCACACGUGUUUAAAAUUAUAUUUUGUCUUAAGCAUUUAUCCCAAUUGAUUCAAUCACUGUCUUUUUUUUUUCCAAAAAAAAUCUUUUGAAUUCUUAUGAUCAUGUAUCUACUAAAAGAUGAAAUAUAAUAAAAGAACUAUAAGGCACUCGCGUAUUAAUUCAAAGGGUACAUAUGUAGGAACUGGUAGCAUAGUGGUUACUCUUUGGGCUGCUAACCACAAGGUCAGCAAUU